Trichomycterus rosablanca is the source of this 1420-nucleotide messenger RNA. It is a transcript of the gene omgb, whose product is annotated as oligodendrocyte myelin glycoprotein b. Lineage: Eukaryota; Metazoa; Chordata; Actinopteri; Siluriformes; Trichomycteridae. The transcript is spliced from 2 exons. Gene Ontology annotation, biological process: neuron projection regeneration. Gene Ontology annotation, molecular function: protein binding. The coding region runs from base 65 to 1246 and encodes 393 amino acids. The record is from RefSeq and is a predicted model, not a curated record.
AAUAAGAGCUUGGGAAGAAGUUGUUGGACGCUGGAAAUAGAGACAUGGAUGCAAAUUGAAGGAAAUGAGGACAACGACGACAAUGUCCGUCUCGACGCUGGCUUGCCUGCUCAUCCAGCUGCUUUGCGCAGCAUCCGUGCUGGCUAUCUGUCCUUCCACGUGUUCCUGUGGCAGAGGCCAUCGAGUGGUGGACUGCUCCAGCAGUGGUCUCAGUCUGCUGCCUCACAGCCUGCAGCACAACAUCCACUUCCUCAACCUGUCCCAUAACCGUCUGCAGGACCUGGACGGGCUCCUCGGCCACUUCGCGCACCUAAGGACUCUGGAUAUCUCCCACAACUAUUUUAGCAACCUUCCAGUCGGCCUGCCACGGGCGUUAUGGGACAUCCGGGCGUCAGCAAACCGAAUUCGCCAGCUCGAGAAAAACGACACUGCGUACCAGUGGAACUUGCAGUCCCUGGAUCUAUCGGACAACGAACUGGAGCGGGUGGUGUUUAUUAACAACACGCUACCCAGUCUGCGAGUGCUCAACCUAAGCCACAAUAAGUUCUGGACGGUGCCCACAAACAUGCCCUUUAACCUAGAAGUGGUGGACCUUUCUCAUAACUUUGUGCUACAGAUUUUGCCCGGUUCUCUUGAACGCCUCCCGCGGCUGACUCACUUCUACCUGCAUGCUAACCGCUUCACCUCAGUGAGCGAGGGGGUGUUUAAUCGACUGGACAAUCUGCAGCUCCUUACACUCGGGGAUAAUCCCUGGGCAUGUGAGGACGAGGACAAUAUCACCUACCUGAUGAACUGGGUGCAGCAGACUCCAGCGAGAGUCCUGGGCUGCCCUUGCUAUAUCAGACCUACAUGUGGGGAAGUCCAUCUGGCCACAACCAGAACCCGGCACUACGCCUCAUACACCGAGCCUCCAUUCGGGACAGACCCACGAGAAUCUAGAAAUGGUAACCGAUUUGUGCACGCAGUCACUACGGGAUAUCUGUCCAAAUCAGCCAUGCUUAACUUUCCUCAUAACCCCAGCUUUGAGAACACCUCUGGGACGAGCGAGUAUGCACUGACCAAGACUGGAUUUAUGACUUCUACCACAGCUAGCCCGUCAACGCAGACAAGCACAAUACGCACACGCAGCGCCAAAAAAGCAAUGUCUAACAAAUCUCGCAGCACAAGCACUCAGAUCCAUACGUACAACAUACAUACUGUCGCUUUAAACCUUUUGGGAUCAGCGAUCAUCCUCAGCACCUUCUGACACGCAUAUCUGACCUGGUAUUUCCAACUGGAGUUAAAACACACUAAUGUUUGACUGUUAAUGCCUCAUGGGUAAAUACAGUACAUAUUCUCUGUCUGCUUUAAAUGAGUUCUACAGGAAGUAGCUGAAUACUGUAUGUCUACUGCGAAUUCAUGUUGACACCUCAUGACAAUG